AAGGAGGGAAGGAAGGAAGGAAGGAAGGAAGGAGAGAGAUCAAUUGUCUGCCACAAAGGCAGGUCAACUACUUUCUCUUCGGAACCAGCUGCUCCAAACUCUUCCCUGGAAGCAGGUGGAAAACCGGGUGGCUCAUAGAGCAUUGAAUUCGGGAACACCAGGACUUCUGCACAGCAGCUCCCAGGCUGCCAUCUCUCUGACUUGCACCGUCCUUCUGACCCUGGGAGGUGGCACAGUGGAGACAGGGUUGGGCCCUGAAGUAGGAGGCCCCCAGUUUGAUCCCCAGCAUUGUGUGUGGUGGAGCAGUACUGUGGCGCUCUCUCUGGGACCAGAGGGCUGGGCUCUUCCUGCAGACCAGCCUUCGGAGGGGAAGAUUAGCUGCCCAGAGGACUUCCCUGGCCUCUCCUCACGGCUCUCUGUAACUUCCCUCAGCUCGGGGAUGACUUCUGCUUUGCAGACACCAUCAGCUCGGUACCAGGCAUGACUUGUCGCACUCUCUAGCCAAGUCUCAGGAAAGAAGAUAGGCUUUUGCUUUGACAAGGAAGCAGAGAGGCAGCUAGAUUCUGGUCUGCGACUCGGACGACAGAGAAGGACAAAGGGAAAGAAAAAAAGCCACAGGACAUAAGAUUGCAGACAUCACGUCACGAGGGGAGCGCUCCCCCCCCACGGGAGCAGGUGCUCACUCACUGAAACUUGAACUUGAGUCCAAGAGAAGAGUGGAAAUGGCCCAAGAAGUCCACCUGAACUCCCUCCAGGAGCUAGAACGCGAGGCCGUGUUGCAGGUGCUGUACCGGGACCAGGCCGUUCAGAAUGUGGAGGAGGAGAGGGUCCGGAAGCUGAAGGCGCGUCUGCAGCAGCUGCGUUGGAAGGGGGCGAAGAGUGCAGGCCAGGGGUGCCCGGAGCAGCGCUGUGCCCGCUGCCAGCGGGGCCUCGGCCGCCUGCUCAACCGGGGCGCCGUCUGUCGGGGCUGCAGCCACCGUGUCUGCUCCGACUGCCGCGUGUUCCUGCGUCGGACCGGGGCCUGGAAGUGCACUGUGUGUUUUGAGGACAGGAAUGUGAAAAUAAAGACUGGAGAAUGGUUCUUCGAGGAGCGAGCCAAGAAAUUCCCAGCUGAAGGCAAGCACGAGACGGCCGGGGCCAGGCUCCUGCAGUCUUAUCAGAGGCUGAGCAGCAACAUCUCUGUGGUGCCUCCCACCCCGCCGCCCGUCCUCGAGAGCCAGUGCAGUGGCAUCUCAGGCCGGUUACAGGAACUUGGUCAGUUUAAAGGAUUUAAUAAGUCCGUGGAAAAUUUGUUUCUGUCUGUUACCACCCACAUGAAAAAACUCUCCAAGUCCCAGAAUGACAUGACCUCGGACAAGCAGCUCCGAACCUCUGGGCCCAGGCGGCGCGCGGCCCGGUCAGAAAGACGAAGCCUGUCUGACACCGCCAUCAACGUCACCACCGCCAGGAAGACCAGUGCUCCCGACAUCCUAAAACCCCACGUGCAGGAGAGCCCCCAGCGCCCUGCAAGCCCCGUUUCGAAGCAAGAGGAUGUCCCGUCCAGUCUGUCCAGCUCUCUGCUCUCCACAGCCUUGAGACAUGGCAGCCUGGUCAGCAUCAGCAGCACCUGCACCGAGGCGGGAGGCUUCGACAAGGCCAGCGUCGCCGGGGACAUCGAGCUGGCCCUCCGCUACCAGCAGGACAGCGGGACCCUAGAGGUCUGCAUCGGGGCCUGCCGGGGCCUGGCCUUCGGGGAGGAGCGCAAGAGGAGGUGCAAUCCAUAUGUAAAGACCUAUCUGCUGCCUGACCGGUCCUGCCAGGGCAAACGCAAGACGGCUGUGCACAAGAACACGGUGGACCCCGCCUUCCACGAGACACUGAAGUACCAGGUGGAGCCGGACCAGCUGGGUACGCGGAGGCUGCAGGUGUCCGUGUGGCAUGUGGGGGCGCUGGCCCGCAGGGUCUUCCUGGGGGAGGUGCUCCUGCCCCUGGCUGCCUGGGACUUCCGGGACCAUGACUCGCACUCGUUCCGCUGGUACCCGCUGCGGGCCAAGGCCGAGAAGUCUGAAGACAGCAACCCUACUCCUCCCAACAACGGAGAGCUUGCAGUUCGGGCCAAGCUGGUCCUCCCUGGAGCUUCCAGAAAGUUCCAGGAUGCCCCAGAAGAGACGGGCCAGUUGUCACCGUCCUGUGAUGGUCAGCUCUGCCUGGUGGUUCUGGGAGCCAGGAACCUGCCCGUCCGCUCAGACGGCACCUUGAACUCCUUCGUGAAGGGCUGCCUCACCCUCCCGGACCAGCAGAAGCUGCGUCUGCGCUCGCCCGUGCUCAGGAAGCAGGCCUGCCCCGAGUGGAAGCACUCCUUCGUGUUCAAUGGCGUGAGCUCGGCGCAGCUGCGGCUGGCCAGCCUGGAGCUGACCGUGUGGGACCAGGCCCUGUUCGGGGUGGGCGAACGCCUGCUGGGAGGGGCCAGGCUGGGACCCAAGGAUGCAGUGGGCAGUCUUGAGCCCGGGUCCCCAUCCAAGGUCCAGUGGCAGAAAGUCCUGUCCAGCCCUAACCUGUGGACCGACAUGACUCUGGCCCUGCACUGAGGGGGCCCAGGGACAGGCCCCCUCACUUCCCACCUGUCACCUGGGAGCCCUGAAACCAAUGCCCAUGUGAAUGGCACUUGCUAAGGCCACGGCUGCCGUGCGGUCUCUCAGUUUAGGGGGGCGCUCAGAUUCAUGUCACUUCACACCCCCCCAGAGCCUUGGCCCCCGCCUCACAAGGGCUGAUCCAUCGACCACCUGUAGACACCAGCUCCGGCCUGUGACCUGUGCUUGGACAUGAGCCACCGCAUGGCAAAUAAAGGCCACACUCCUGGG
Messenger RNA from Erinaceus europaeus (western European hedgehog), 2840 nucleotides. RefSeq names its product synaptotagmin like 3 (gene SYTL3). Lineage: Eukaryota; Metazoa; Chordata; Mammalia; Eulipotyphla; Erinaceidae. Gene Ontology annotation, biological process: intracellular protein transport; exocytosis. Gene Ontology annotation, cellular component: plasma membrane; exocytic vesicle. The record is from RefSeq and is a predicted model, not a curated record. The coding region runs from base 723 to 2567 and encodes 614 amino acids. The transcript has 17 exons. Gene Ontology annotation, molecular function: small GTPase binding; neurexin family protein binding.